Molecule: messenger RNA, 2411 nt
Organism: Actinia tenebrosa (Australian red waratah sea anemone)
Lineage: Eukaryota; Metazoa; Cnidaria; Anthozoa; Actiniaria; Actiniidae
Molecular function (GO): protein binding
Source: RefSeq, a predicted model, not a curated record
CAUAAUAUAUCUAUUAUCAUCCAUAAGUUGAGUUUGAAAUUGUGUACAAAAAAGUAUACRAUUCUUGUUUUUCAAAUACUCGCUUGAAUAAAUACCAGUAGUAUGGAUCUUGAUAAACAUUUGAUUAAGAAAAUAAACGCAAUAUUUGUUGGACGUUUCGAUGACAUCUUGACCGUAUGUAUCAUCAAAGCGUUUAUACGCAAAGCGAGGCACAUUGUGUCGCAUAUAAACAAAGCCCUAUUCGUAUUACAAAUUCGUUGUUAUAUCCGAGCUUCGUGAUCGUUGUCUAUCAAAGCCUUAGAUCUCUGUUGUCCACAAUGGAUUCAACGACUACUUCAGAGGGACAAGUUUCGUCUUUACAACACUUUAGUUCGUUAGCUUUCGAACAAUUUCAAUGCUUUCGUUCAAAUCAAGAACUGUGUGAUGUAUUCUUAUCUGUCGAUGGUGUCCACAUUCCUGCUCAUAGAUUGGUUCUAGCUGCUUCAAGUCCUUAUUUUCGAGCUAUGUUUUCUGGGAAAAUGGCCGAAAGCGUUCAGAAGGAAGUCUUCUUGUCUGACUUGGAUGGAAAAGCCGUGGAAAAAAUUAUUGAUUUCUUCUACUCCGGGAAGGUCGCGAUUGAUGAAGAUAACGUACAGUCCUUGCUUUAUGCUUCAUGUCUUCUAGCAGUAAAGGACGUUAAAGAAUAUUGCUGUGACUUUCUACAACGAGAAAUCACAGUUUCAAAUUGUCUGGGGAUUCGCGCCAUCGCCGAUACACUUUCUUGUAGUGAGCUCUUCGAAGCUGCAAACCUCUAUGUCACUGAAAACUUUUCUGUGGUUCUCGUCUGUGAAGAAUUCCUACUUCAACCUUUCGAGUCGCUAAGCACCUUGAUUGAUUCAGAUUAUCUCAAUAUCUCUGGUGAAUGUGAGCUUCUUGACGCCGUCGUAAAGUGGCUUCAUUGGGACAACCUGGAUCGAGCGAGGUAUGCACGCUCACUUCUAAAGCGUAUAUAUUUGAUGAAAAUACAUGUCAGCCGGCUGGAGAGUUUAUUGAACGACUCCAUUAUAUCCACUGACUGUGAAUGUCUUGAUCUCAUCCUUGAGGCGUUAGACACCCUUGCGUCUGAGAAUGUAUCAAGUGCAUAUGAAUUUCCAUUGUUUUUGAGUAGAGUUUAUGGUAAAGCUAUGGAGGUGUUGUUUUCAAUUGGGGGUGAAUCAGCAGGAGUAACACUAGAUUCCACAGAAUGCUAUGACUUGAAAGGCAACACCUGGGAUUGGAAUAUAUCUGUAAGGGAUUUAGAGCCUCUUUCAUUACCAGCCCUGGAGCAAAGUAGGAAUAACGCAACGUCAAGUACCACAGGCCGUCAUGUCUAUGUUAUUGGUGGAAGCUAUUCAUGGAAGGCCCUUGAUGUUGUAGAGAGGUAUGAAUGGCCAGAAAACAAGUGGAGGCAGCUGUCUUCACUGAACAAAGGUCGGCUGGGUGCAGGGUCUGCUAUUGUUAACGGACAGCUGCUUGUUGCAGGAGGGUGUGGUGAAGAUGGAUAUUUAUCAAGUGUUGAGUCGUAUGACCCUCUUUUGGAUAAAUGGAGCCUAAUAAAGCCAAUGAAUCAGCGUCGUAGUUAUCUGGGUGUGGCUGAGCUCAAUGGAUAUGUUUAUGCCGUGGGUGGCUAUUGUGGUGUAUCAGGUGAAAGUGAUGGUUUCAUGGCUAGUGCAGAGUGUUAUGUUCCUUCUAAUGACAUGUGGAUACCAGUGACACCAUUGUUACAGCCAAGAGCUCACUUUGGUCUUGUUGCUGAAGGAGGUUCAUUGUAUGCUUUGGGAGGCUACAACAGCUCUUGGCUGACAUCAUUAGAGAGGUUUGAUCCAAGAGAAGGACAGUGGUACCGCUUCCCUUCUAUGAAAUCCCCUCGCAGUAGUGCAGGGGCAUGCUCCAUUAACAACUGCUUAUACAUUGCUGGUGGAUUUGAUGGUGUCAAAAACUUGAAUUCUGUAGAAUCUUUUGAUAUUAGAGCUGAGAAAUGGAAGCAAAUGAAUCCUAUGAGAACAGUACGUUUUGGAAUGUGUCUUGCAGCAUGCAGACUUUAGAGCAGCCAACCAGAAUGCAAGAAAAAUCUCUGCAGAAAUUUGAACCAACAGUUUUAGUAUUUCGGAAUCCAUACUUUUGUAUUCAUGAGUGUUUGUCAGUUCUCCAAAUUUCUUUUCGUUUUCUCCAAAUUAGACCAAAAAAUACAAUAUGUUUUCAAGUGAACAACUCAAUAAUGUACAAAACUUAGCCAAAACAUUGGUGUCAGAAAAAUUUUAUCUUUCUGUAAAUAGCAUAGAAAACAUUUAGGUAUGGCCCAUUGUGUAAAUAUAUUGUUAAUUGUAAUAUGUCUCCAUUCAAAUUUCCAUACUCAUUUUGAAAAAAAAAGGAUUUUUUAAUUAGAUUUUAGA